Molecule: messenger RNA, 3576 nt
Organism: Mycena citricolor
Lineage: Eukaryota; Fungi; Basidiomycota; Agaricomycetes; Agaricales; Mycenaceae
Source: the annotation of a GenBank genome assembly
GGUGGGCGUCCGAGAAAGGAACAGAAGGACCGGGAGAAUGGUGGGGACUAGGAACGAAGAUGAGAGGAGGCGAUGAGCUGAUUGAUCCUUAUAGCAAUGUGCUUUUUCCAUCUCAUCGCCUGUAAUUGUCUUCCGGGAGGGAACAUCGACGCUGCUCUUAUUGUCUUUGUCCAUCACAGCGGAGCGAUCAUUUGAUGAGUCUCCAUUUGGUCAGGAGCGCACUUUCACAAGACACGAGGCACGUUUCAUCCUUGAAACGGAAGAUGUGGGUCCAGCAGCAGAUACGCUCCUGUGAGAUACAGAUCCCGAAAGUUCUAGAAGCGUUGAAACGCCUUUGCUUGUUCCGAUCCAACAAUAAGAAGGGGGGCCACCAAGAAUAAAACCACGGGGGCGGGAUCCUCUUGACUAUGUAUGACCAUGGAAACUGUAUGAAUCCAGAACCCAAGCUCAAGCCCGGCGUGGAUGUCACCGUGGAAGGAGGCCCACGUCAUGUGACUGCACCAGAAUCACAAUCUCUUUUCGCAAAUGACUGUUUGUCUCAACUCAUUGAAACACAACUCACGCAAAUGGUCUCUGUGCGCUCUUCAUCGCUCCGUAACUACGAGAGUCCAGGCGAAGACUUAGGCAGAGCUCGAUCAACGUGGCAGUGCACACCUGAGCUUGCAGCUUACCACAACCGAUGCAAGAUGGCUUGCCCGAAACCACUCCCCUCCUCACGCGCAACAGGUGGCCUCGAGUAUCACCUGUUACGCUGAUCAUCCCCGUGGCCGCAAUAUGCCGACUAGCCAUCCGCCUUCCCUCCACGACUACCUUUCAUGUUAUUCAACAGCUACUAUGCCGGCUGCACUAUCUGGACGCAGAUUCGACGCGAAUUCCGGCUACCGGAAACAUACCCGACGAGCUUUGCGCUAUUCCGGACGUCCAACAGCAGUAUGCCGCGGCGCUUACGGCGAUGGCAAUGAGUGACGGAAUUGGGUCUAUCCUUGCCUACUCCGGGCUGGGCCUCGUUGCGUCCCGAAUGGGCCGUAAACCCGCCAUCCUGUUGGUCGUUGCCGUAGGCUUACUGGCGAAUGUGCUCGUUAUCACGUCGAAGCUUAUCGGGAGCACGACGGCACAAGUGGGGCUACUCUGCAUGUGGAUGGCGUGCAACUCGCUGUCUCAGCCGUUGAUCAUUGUGUUUGCGACCAACAUGUAUCUUGUUGAUCUGGUCGGCCAUGAACAGAGAACUUCAGCGCUGAGUACCUUGUGGGGAUGGUCUACCUUGGGUUCUGCUCUCUCAUUUGUCGUUGGUGGCUCGAUCACAGCCCAAUUCAAGGACGAACUACCCGUCUAUUAUGUCACGGGGACGAUUUGGAUCGCACUAUUCGCAUAUAUCACCCUUUUCAUCCCUGAGUCCUACCCCAAGCAUAAACGAAACGCACUGAGACGCGAGCCAGGUGCUGUAGAUUCAUCGUCCUGGAUUCAGCAGCACAUUUUACCUAUCUUCGAGCCGCUCUCCCUUCUCAAACCGGUUUGUGAUCCUGAGACUGGACAGCGGGAAUGGCGGCUGGCUAUCUGUGCACUUCACGCAUUCUGUGUGGAUCUCGGCGGAGCCUAUGGAGCUACUGCCCUGAUUGUCUAUCUCACCGGUGUGCAGAGAUACACUCCCCAAGAGACAGGCUACGCACUGACGACGCUUAAUCUCGUUGGAUUCACUGUCUUGACUGUGAUCAUACCUUCCCUGAUUCCCCGACUUCGCAGGCUUUAUGGGCCGAGAGAUGAUCAUAGCCUGGCUCAAACAAGGGAUUGUGUGGACAUCCUCGUGGUCUUUCUCUCCUGGGUGAUGGACGCUGCUGCAUUCAUCUUCCUGGCCUUGGCAGAGAGUAGAAUAGCUCAAAUGACAGGCGCGUAUCCCCUCUUACUGACAGGCACCCAGUAUCUGUGUGCUGACCUGCCCCGGACAGCUGUCACGCUGAUCGGACUCAGCGCAGGUCGUCACCCCGUUUUCCGAAGCUUGGCUGUGUCGGGCGUCAAUCCUUUGAAGCAAGGCAAGUCAGACACUGGCGGCCAUAGAAAUGGUCGCGAGUGUCGGGAAGUUUCUGUCCUCCAUUCUGAUGGGUGGGAUCCUCUCAGCCCUAACAUGUAUGACAGGACAAUAUCUACUGUUCCGCAAUUCGUCUUCUAUGUUCAAGCGGCUAUUGUUGUGACAGCUGCAUCAUCGCUGUUCUUCGCGACCUAGGAUGGGUAUCAUGAAUAGAUAUCUCUGCACGGUGCUGAAAGUGAUGGUGUUAAGAUUGUUUUGUCGAAAAUAUAAUGUCAAUACAUUCCAGAAAUGGAAAUUGAAUGAAUCAGUCUCAGGAAAACGAGCAAACUUAAAGCAUAUCAAGGGAAACAAUAAUCGCCGAAAAAGUGAUUCGACCCAGGUUCGAACUGAGGACCGCCUGUGAACCAUUUGCUCGCCAGUGGAACUCAAAUGUUAGACAGAAGUGAUAACCAACUACACCAUCGAACCAUGCAGAUCGACCAGUAUAGAUAGAGUAUAAUUGGAUUCACUUGUACGGAUGAUCCAUCUGUUAUGCACACGGUCAGGCGCUGAUGAUCCUGCCAGAUCCUGUCAACAGAAAUGACGACUUUGAACGACAUCCCCACCAGAAGGAGAUAACAGUCCAGCCGUUCCCUUGCAUCUCUAUUUAGCUGUACAACAGAAGAUGAUGGAAUCACACUGCUAGUCUGGUCCAAGAAUCUGGGUGCAUUGAGAUAGCUGCGGAUUACCACACAGGUGCAUCUCAGCUUGUCAGUCUCCAGUGAAUGGGUUGGAGAUCAGAUAUGCGCCGUCACAUGUAGCUCGAAUAUCAGGUUCUUUGUCGUAAUUCUGUCGGCAUCCUCAAGUUCUAGUACUCGGCAACGCUGUCACUGUACAGUAACAUUGGUCACAGCUACCAUGCACGGCAGUGGCGUUGGGCACGGAAACCUUUAGUGACGGAUUAGCCUAGCCGUUAACGCUUUCGUCCAAUACCCUGCGACCGGGCUACUGGAGCCGAAGGACGCAUAUAAGUGCGUCAGCUGCGUGGCGAUCGCGUAGCGAGAUCCUGGCAAACUGCAUGGGCCCCACGCCGAGCCCAGGAAAUGUGCGCGGCACCGGCGCGUCAGGAACACUUUCCACGUUGCUUCACAGGGGUCCCCAUGUCGGUAAGAGAGUUAGGCUCAGUCUUAUGCUCAACAAGAACCGUACAAGGCGAGUCUCCCUGCCUAUCGUCGUGAGUUUCGUUGACGGGCGAGAAUCGGCCGUGGGCUUGUAUUCGUAAUUUCAUAUUGCGCAGGAAUAUAUCCUUGGAUAGCGAAGAUUUCGAGGUAUGCCAAUAUAGCCGCUGGGCACGGAUAGAGGGCAUGCACUAGAGACACGGUGAGAGAUGACCGUGGUGUAGACCAGUGUGAGAAAAUGGUGGACGUUGGAAUCGAUCGCAUAAUCGGAGAAAGAGAUGAGCUCUCUCCAGACCCUUGAGCUUCUGCAAGCGCAGUGCCGUUUGGAGCGACUUUGGAACGGCCAGAAUAUGUGAGCGAGUGAAACGGUUCGCGGAAAAAUAUACUGCAAAUGGG